CCUAUCCUAAGAUCUGUUUGGAAGAGUGUCAAGUCCAGAUUUGGACUGGGCUCUUCUAUCUAUAUAAAUUCUGUGUCCUUGACAUACUCAGUGCCUCCAUCUUCCUCUGGUGAGAUUUAUCAAGAUGAAGAAUUUUGUUCUUCUUGUGUUCUCUGUCCUUCUGUUCUGCACAGUUGCUCAAGGUCUUGUUUGCAACGUUUGUGACGUCAAACUGGGCUAUUGGUGUGUUAUAUCUGGAGAACCCUGCAGACCUGAGGAAGGCCAGCUGUGUGAGGUGACCGAGGUUUAUUUAGCUGGCUUCCAGUUUUUUAAAAAAUAUGGAUGUGGUGAACAUAGAGAACUCUGUGGCAAGUCCGAGGAGAGGGACACUCCCUUUAAAAGAACCUACAAGCGUACUUGCUGCGAUACCGACUUAUGCAAUAAGGAUUAAGCUUCAACUUCCAAUGUUUAGCACAGCUCAGCUUGGCAAGGCAGGGAAGAGCUGCAGGGUGUAAAGGCUGACCCUGAUGUUUGUUUGUUUUUUCCUCUCUUCCUCUCUAAAAGAAACACCCAAAUUGUUCUCUCAUCCCCUUUUUUUUGUUGCCGUCCCUAACUACGCAAGCACAUUGUCUUGCCUUCCGACACUUUGUGAUCAUAAUGGCAGCUCACACCACAAAGCUGCACAGUUUGUGAGCCCUUCAGAGGAAACAUGGUCUAACACCAGUGGUGGGAUUCAAAUACAUGAACAACCAGUUCUCUGUGUGGAUGCCACUUCCAGAAGUCCAUUCUGGGCCUGGGUAACAUAAAAUUAGCUACUGGUUCUGCCGAACUGGUGCGAACUGGCUGAAUUCCCACCACUGUCUAACACCCAUUUCUGGGGGCACACUUCAGAAAUUUUGGAGGUUGGAUGGCAUCUCCUCUAUACUCUCCUGAGCAAUUACACAGCUGUACUCCACUCAGUGGGUGAUUGUAUUUGGUAGCACCCUGAAUUUCUGCCCCAAAACAAAUCUUAAAGACACCAUUCCCAUGCUAUUAUUCCUGCCUCCCAAGAAAAUGUUUAAGCUGCAAUGUGGACUGUGUUUGCUUGAUAGUUCACAAGUCACAUAGGUCCAUAAACAAGAUAUUAUGGGAUGGAAGACUUCACCUAUGAACGGAGACAUCCAUAGAAUCAAAGUGACUGAAAGAAUUCUGCAAUGCACAAAAAAACAGAGUGCGCACUGCAACAUCAAUUUCAUUAUUUGCCUGUCCUCCACCCACCCCACUCACUCCCCUUGUGUGCAGUGUAUGCAUUCGACUGCAUCAAUUUCUGCAUUUUAUAAAUAUAUUGGCCAUCAGGAGAAAUAGAGGACAAUUAACAGAGAUGCUGUACUUUUUCUUUUUUCUGUCUCCUCACAAUUAUUCUCCUUUUCUUACCUCUACCUGGCAUGCCCCCUAUUGGUGAGACCAAUACCCUGAUGUCUCAUAAGUUCUAGUUUCUGUUUUUUCUCCCAUGGAAAAUACUCUCAGCAAUUUUGCUCUUUUUCACUGGUACUGAUCGUAUCAGCCUUAAGGAACAGAUAGAGUAUGCAAAUUAAGCUUUUCUAUCAUAUAUUGGUUAUUUUUUUUUCUUUCCAUGGUAGAAACUAAAAAAGGAGGGGUGCCGGUUUUAUCUACAGCAGGAAAAAAAAUGCUUGCUUGUUAAGGGAUAAAAAUGAAAGAUGUUUCUUUCACUUUUGCAGCAUCUGAACCUAUAUAAGGAUCAUGUAUAUAAAGAGAAGGAUGUGCUGGCUUGGCUUCACGUUUUGUAUUAUUGCUGUUUUUUUCAUCUAAUGCUCUGAUAUUGUACACCUUUCUAAUCACUUUGGCUUGGAGGAAUGAAUAAAACUGAUUAAUUGACCACCGGAA
This is a messenger RNA of Crotalus tigris (Tiger rattlesnake), 1863 nucleotides long. Its product is annotated as lymphocyte antigen 6 complex locus protein G6c-like. Gene Ontology annotation, cellular component: external side of plasma membrane; protein-containing complex. The coding region runs from base 125 to 430 and encodes 101 amino acids. The transcript is spliced from 3 exons. NCBI's taxonomy places the organism in Eukaryota, Metazoa, Chordata, Lepidosauria, Squamata, Viperidae. The record is from RefSeq and is a predicted model, not a curated record.